GUUCUUUCCUCAUUAUCAUACCCAAACUUACCGUCAUGUCCCAAGCAAAGUUCAAUAAAGCCGUCAAGAUCGUGCAGAGCCUUCCCAAGGAUGGUCCAAUUCAACCAACUACCGAUGAGAAGCUCUGUUUUUACCAGUUCUACAAACAGGGUACCGAGGGUGAUGUGAGUACUGCCCGUCCUGGCAUUAUGGAUUUCACGGGCAAAGCAAAAUGGGACGCUUGGAACAGCGUGAAAGGAACUUCAAAAGAGGAUGCACAGAAAUUAUACGUAGAGAAACUUCUUGAAAUCCUCAAGAAGGCUGAUAAUGAAGAGGCAAAGAAGUACAUUGCUGAAAUUGAAGCUGCUUAGGAGCAUAAGGACAGUACAAAUUUGUACUUGUGUAUUUCACAUUCCUCGAGGUGUUGUAAGUUACAGUGAUUCGAUCAAGCGCCCCAGUUGGACGCCCAAGCGAGUCCGAGCGUUCGUUUGCCGGUUUUCC
Marasmius oreades (fairy-ring Marasmius) is the source of this 480-nucleotide messenger RNA. RefSeq lists its product as uncharacterized. Gene Ontology annotation, molecular function: fatty-acyl-CoA binding. The coding region runs from base 36 to 350 and encodes 104 amino acids. Lineage: Eukaryota; Fungi; Basidiomycota; Agaricomycetes; Agaricales; Marasmiaceae. Gene Ontology annotation, biological process: fatty acid metabolic process. The transcript is spliced from 5 exons. The record is from RefSeq and is a predicted model, not a curated record.